Molecule: messenger RNA, 1848 nt
Organism: Pipistrellus nathusii (Nathusius's pipistrelle)
Lineage: Eukaryota; Metazoa; Chordata; Mammalia; Chiroptera; Vespertilionidae
Source: the annotation of a GenBank genome assembly
AUGGAGGUGCUGGUGCUGGCCGGGUACCGUGCGCAGAAGGAGGGUGAGCUGAGCCUGGCGCCGGGGGACGUGGUCCGGCAGGUGUGCCAGGGCCCCGCGCGGGGCUGGCUGCGCGGGGAGCUGGGGGGCCACUGCGGCUUCUUCCCGGAGCGCCUGGUGCAGGAGAUCCCGGAGGCUCUGCGCGGCGCGGGAGAGGCGCCGAGACCACGCCGUGCGCGCAGCCGAGGUCGCCCCGCCAAAUCUCGGAGCUCCCAAAAAUGGUGCAAAGUGAACUUCAGCUACAGCCCGGAGCAGGCAGACGAGCUGAAGUUGCAAGCUGGGGAGAUUGUGGAAGUGAUUAAGGAGAUUGAGGACGGCUGGUGGCUGGGAAAGAAGAAUGGGCAGCUGGGAGCCUUUCCAUCCAACUUCGUGGAGUUGCUGGAGGACAGUGGGCCCCCAAGCCUUGGUAACCCAGGCAUGCCUUCAAUCUUCCUUGAUCCUCAGCAACCGCCCAAGAUGAACAGCCUGACCUGUGACAACCCUCCAGACUUCCUUCGGUCAGUCUUCUACCCUGAGACCUACAGGGCCCUGUUUGACUACCAGCCGGAGGCCCCAGAUGAGCUGGCACUGCGGAGGGGGGACGAGGUGAAGGUGCUGAGGAAGGUCACAGACGAUGAGGGCUGGUGGGAAGGAGAGUCUCAAGGCAAAAGAGGAGUUUUCCCAGACAACUUUGUGCUCCCACCACCCCCAAUCAAGAAGCUGCUCCCACGAAAAAUGGUAUCGCAAGAUUCAGCUCUUAUUAAGGAAUCAAGAAAGAUGAUGCCCAGAACAGCCCUCCCUGCAGUCAAGAAGCUGCCUGGGCCCAGCAAAGCCAAGCCCCCUGGUGGAGAUGGUCAGAAGCGCCCCUCCCGAGACUUGGCCACCAGUAGCAGCCACUUGGGUGGGGUUCCGGCCCAAAUUGGCAGAAAGCGAUCCAGAAUCCAGACUUCCCGGCAACGACCUGCAAACACUCAGGAGGAAGAGCGGAAAAGCCGAGCAAAGGCCCCUCCUGGGAGUAAAACUGCUACGCCGGGCAAGACACUCGCCCCAAAGAAGACCCCGCCUCCACGCAAGGCCCCCAACCCAGAAGGGGACUUUCCUGCGUACGAGGUCCCUGCUCUGGUUGUCACACCUGAGGACGAAGCCCUUUACUCAAAGCUGGUUUCUUCUGGGGACGAGGCUUCGUCCGUAGAAAAGGCCUUGACCUUUGAGCAGAUGCUCUUGGAAGAGACCUCUUCUGGGGACAACACUCAGAUCCAUCCCUUUCCGGAAGCAUCCCCGUCCAAGUCCAAGUCCAAGACCAAGUCUGUGGCCCAUAAGUCAGAGGGAUCCCUCCUUGAUAAGAAGGACAGCUCUGCGCUCCCAUUGGAGGCUAGGUCAGGGCCCCUUGAGAAUCCGGCCCAACCCUUGGAAGAGCCCCCCACCCUCCAGGAGAAGAUUCCUUCGAAGGAGGAAAUGACCCCCAAAGAGGAGGCCUCCCCCAAAAAGGUAGCCUCUGCUCAAAAGCAUCCACAUCCCACCAAGCCGGCUCCAGCCCCUCAAGGAACUCCCACCCUUCCUUCCCGGGUCUCACUAAGUCCCAGGCUCAGCAAAACUGACAAAGAGGAGGUGACGAGGCUACAGGAGGAGGUGACGAGGCUACAGGAGGAGGUGGAGUCCUUGAGGAAGGACCUGGAGCGGAUGGGGGAGCUGCUGGAAAGUAAGCUCAUGGACCUCUGGGAGGAACUGAAGAGCGAGAGGGAGAGGCGCCGGGUGCUGGAGGUUCCUUCGAACCUGAGGACCGACGCGGAAUUCCUGACCCCAAGCCCCAGCCCCUCGCAGUCGCAGUAA